Messenger RNA from Stegastes partitus (bicolor damselfish), 1197 nucleotides. Its product is annotated as mucin-3A. The transcript is spliced from 8 exons. The coding region runs from base 1 to 1197 and encodes 398 amino acids. Lineage: Eukaryota; Metazoa; Chordata; Actinopteri; Pomacentridae. The record is from RefSeq and is a predicted model, not a curated record.
AUGUCCUCACCCACUGCAGUCUCCACAUCACCAACUGUUUCACCAACAUCUACUGUCAUGCCAAGCUCAGACGCUACAGCUACCGUCCAUCUGCCUUCCACACUCUCCUCCAGUAAGGCGCCUGUUACAGCAUCUCCUGCUGUAGCCACCAGUGAAGAACCAACACGUACUCCUGCUGUGACAGCAUCAUCUACAGCUCAGUGCACAGACUGUCAGUGUAACGGUGGUACCUGCAUAUUCAACGAGACACUGGGAAGCUGUCAGUGUCAGUGUCAAGAUUUUGUCCUUGGAGAUCACUGCUCUCUUGGACAAGAUGAUACAUCUGCUAAUAUUGAUACUGAAGGAGUACCUACUCGAGCAGCAAAUCUUACUUUGGAAAUCAACAUUAGUUUCCAGGAUGCGUUCAAUGAUUUAGAAUCACCCGAGUCCUUAGAGUUCAUCAGGACGUUAGAACGUCAGCUCGAACCCCUGUGCAGACAAGCAUUCCCACAAGGCUUUACAACAGUACAAGUCAUCAAGUUAUCACCGGGAAGUGUCGUCGCAGUGACGUCGGCGGAGUACAGAUAUCAAAACAACGAGACUCAGAUCCAGUUUGUCAACACGCAGCUCGACGGGGUGCUGGCGGAUAUUCUGAACGACUCGAGAAGCCUCAGUCAGAUUUCACAGGCCUUUGGUAAUGAAAGCGUGCAGUUAAAUGGACUCACCUUCCAGCCUCCUCCAGUUACUGACGUCUCAGACCUGAUGCCUUUUGUUAACUGCUCUGGAUUUGCUAAUUACACUGCUGAGAUCGUUGACGGUCGAUGGCUGUGUGUCGGGCCUUGCAAGACAAACCCUGAUUACUGCCACCAGCGUGGAGUCUGUCACAACGACAUCUUCACAGGGCCCCAGUGCACGUGCCACCAAAACAGUUGGGAGCAGUUUUACGGCCCACAGUGUGAUCUCUCCCGUCGAGGUCCAAGUUUUUAUGGAGCCGUGUUCGGAUCUCUGGGGGCAGCACUCCUCCUCCUGAUUACCAUCGUCUUCAUCACUGUCAUGGUCAAAAAGAAACAUAUAGGCAGUUGGAAAAAGAAAAACGCCUAUCAGAGGAGACUGUCUGCGUUUGACGAUUUUAAUGAUUUCUUUGACUUCUCAAACACAGGCAGCAAGAACUCAUCCAGAGGAUCGGAGCAUCAGCGCCGGAUGAAGCCGACUGAAUGA